Molecule: messenger RNA, 2464 nt
Organism: Acanthoscelides obtectus
Lineage: Eukaryota; Metazoa; Arthropoda; Insecta; Coleoptera; Chrysomelidae
Source: the annotation of a GenBank genome assembly
AGUAGUUCAGCUUUUUGGAAUUAUUGUCGUAUUUGUGACCAGCCAAACCGUUGUUCAAAACUGGACAAAAUUCCUGAUCGUUCCAAGUCUUUACUUACAGAAUCGCAGCGACGGCUAGUCUGUCAAGAAAGAACGGUGUCAGUUUGUUGCCGCUGUCGCCAAAGUUUGCAAAGUAACCUCAAAAAUAAAAUUUCAAAUUUAAUUUGAAUUUGUUUUGUGGAAUGUGAAAUGUUUCGCUUAAAGUCUUGCAAGCUGGUUACCUUAAAAAGUGACCUCACGUUUUGCGUGUUGCGAGCCGCCUUACGAAAUGCGUCUUCAAAGAGGUUCAACAAAUCGGUGGCUCAAGCAACAAAAUACGAAAAUAUCAACGCAUUUUGCGAAAAAUAUGAAUCAAAAGUUCUGUAUAGCAGUUUUAUAGAAAGUAAGAAAUUAAAAUUAGGAUAUAAAAGAAACCAAAGUGUAAUGGCAAAAGCAAAACGUGACCUAGAACAGAUGCAAAGAUCUCUAGAGAACUCGCAACCUCUGCCUCUGAGCUUAAAGUACUUAGGAGAAGAUUUGAGCACCUUGGACCCUAAAGAUGAACCAGUUGCAGUCGAUCAUGAACCAAAUCCAACACAUUUUCCAUACGAGAGCAACAUUACUGUUGAAAGCCUUCCAAUCGAGACAGAAACCACUGUAGAAAAAAAGGAUAUCUCGAUAGAGGAAGAGAUACGAAUGAGGAAUAAGGAGCUAAAAAAUUGGAUGACGUCUUAUGAGAACUAUGAACACGAUUUAGAAAUGAUACAAGAUGUGGAUGAGGAUGAGUUAGAUGACGAUGGUAUAAACUACGGUACUCCAAAUCCAAACAGUAGAGUCAGUAAUGUACCAUGUGGUGGUUGUGGGGCACUCUUACAUUGCAAAGAUCCUUCAAUACCAGGUUACAUCCCUUCAGAAAUCUUCGACAACCACAAACGAGAUGGAGCAGCCACUCUACAAUCGAUCAUUUGCCAACGAUGUUACUUUCUCAAAGAGCACAACACAGCUUUACAAGUCAGUGUAUCCGCAGAAGACUACCCGAAAAUUCUCAGCUCGAUAAGAGACAAACAAGCGCUGGUAGUUCUCAUGGUAGACCUCAUGGACUUCCCAUGUUCAAUUUGGCCCGGACUAGCAGAUAUUCUAGGUCCGCAAAUGCCAAUCCAUGUUGUGGGCAACAAAGUGGAUUUGCUGCCGAAAGACCAGGAUAAGUUUCUGAAACACGUUAGCGAGAUGUUGAUAGAAGAGCUGAAAAUGUGCGGUUUUGGGUCUGCGAAUAUCCUGGGGGUGUCACUGAUAAGUGCAAAGACAGGUUUUGGUGUGGAAAAUUUCAUCUCCUGUUUGACGAGAUAUUGGAAUGUAAGAGGAGAUGUUUAUAUUGUAGGGUGCACCAAUGUAGGUAAAUCCAGCCUAUUUAACGCCCUGAUCAAAUCAGACUAUUGCAAAGUCCAAGCUUCCGACUUGAUCCAACGCGCUACAGUGAGUCAAUGGCCGGGAACCACUCUGAACCUACUCAAAUUUCCCAUAAUGAAACAGUCACGCAGAAGGCUCUUCAUCAGACAAGAGAGACUGAAGAAACUCCAGAUGAUCACGAAACAGGAAGAGCAAACUCGCAAAGAAAGUCUGAGGAGUAACAAUGCACCUGAAUCUGCCACGCUCAUUGGGAGGAUAGGACAGUCGUACACCAAAACGGUUUUUGACGAGCCCAAGGACGUUUUUGCGAAUAUUGUCAAUGCAGGCGCUAAAGGACAGACAACAUUAGGUAUAAAUGAGAGACAUCCAGACUACAUCGCAAGUCGUUGGUGCUAUGACACGCCUGGUGUCGUCCAACAAGAGCAGAUCAUAAAUCUUUUGACAGUUGACGAGUUGAUGCUGACCAUCCCAAAAGAAAUUAUACGGCCGGAAACUUUUUGUGUCAAACCAAGGACUAGCCUGUUCAUCGCUGGCUUGGCUAGGCUGGACUUUUUGGAUGGUCCAAAAUCUAUCAGAUUGACCGUAUUCAGAUCGAAAGAACUGCCACUGACAAUCUGCCCGUUGGAAAAUGCUGACAAAAUCUACGAAGAAUGUCUUGGAACGGAGCUUUUUAAAGUGCCUGUUGACGAAGGUGAUAGGCUCACAAAAUGGCCGGGACUUGAAUGUUCAAAGGUUUUCACUGUUACGGGAACAGAUUGGAAAACAUCGUCGAAAGAUGUCGUUCUCUCGAGUGCAGGAUGGGUUGCAAUAAAUUGUGGUCCAGACGCGGAAUAUUCUUUCCGAGCUUGGACGCCAGAAAAAAAGGGAAUCCACUUAAGAGAAUCGAUUCUACCAAAAGCUGUUAAUUUGAGAGGUGCCAGAAUAAGGGACAGUGUUGCUUACAAGUCGCAUAAGUUUAUUUGAAUUUUUAGAUAGGAUAACAUUGUUGUUUAAAAAAGUGGAAAACAGUAAUAUAGUAUUUAACAAGAUGCACUGAUGG